AUGCUGCUAUUUGACCAUAGGAUUGGUGGUAUUAUUGGACGAAGCAGCAGAAGCAGCAGCGUAGUCCUAAUAGUCACUGUUUGGAUUAUUAUUAUUAUUAUUAUUGGUACCAUUGCCGCCACCACCACUUUGACAUAUGAUGGUCUGUCAGGAACCAAAUCCAAGGGUGUUGUUGCUCAUUCCAAUGCGACAAUUGAUGAUGAUAGUCGUAUGGUUAUUGAUCGGACAGGCACCAAAUCCAAAACUGUGGUUGCUGAUUUCAAACCGGCCACUGAUAAUAACAAUAAUAAUAAUACUGAUCCUCUUUACAGUCCAGAAUCUGACAUGUGUCUGGAGGCCAAGCUUCCGUGGGACGACCACAACAACAAUCGGGACAAGGUCACCAAGAUGGAAUGUCGAUUACACCCUUGUCAAGAAGAGGCAGCAGUCAAGCCAAUAAGCCAAACGGCAACUAAGGACAACGAAGACGACCGCCGAUUCCAACAACGUGGUUUUGCCAUUCGCUAUCCAAACAACUUUGCACUGUCCAAAAAUCACUUGUCCAUGCGAGUUGCUGGAGAGGCCCGAUCCGGGAGUGGCUGUGCCAUGUCACGAGAAUACGGAUUCUUGUUUGUUCACAAUCUAAAAGUGGGAGGAACGAAUACCAAAACCUUUUUGAAAGAAGCAUUGUGUCCUUCGAACGUGACGAAGAUUAAUGAUAUCACGGAUCACAACCAAACCAAGUCCCAGCGAAGGAAGGCUCACUUUCACUGUAGUCGAGGUGAAUGGAUGCUUCAAAUUAUUGGAUGCAAGCGAGGUUUACAAGAAGCCAAGGCAAAAUCCUAUCUUAUUUGGUCCUUUGUGAGAAACCCCUUUGCCAGACUCUAUAGUGGCUAUGCCAUGGCCGAAGGCAUGUUUUUGAAAAAGAAUCCAAAUGCUUCUUCCUUUCCAUCCUUCAAGGACUUUGCUCUGGCGACCAACAGGAAGCGAGAACACAUGAGUCCGACCAGCAUCAGUCAUUAUGUGCCACAGUCUCACUUUUUGGCCGACGUCAAUGGAUGUCCCCUCGUGAAUUACGUGGGUCGAUUGGAAUCGUACGAAGCCGACUUGUUGCGAGUGAUUCAUUUUGUCGAAGAGAAACGACGCGAUCGACACCAUCGUACAAGUCCAACAGCGCAAAUGAAUAAUACUAUUUCAGAAGCAAAGCUACAGCAGAGAAGUACUACCUUUCUUUUAGAUUACUACCACAAAGUGAUGGUUGGACCCAGCGCCAAUGGCAAGAUUCAAGUCGGAAAAGGAACUGCUUACGGCAAACGAAGAAAAGAGAGGACGAAUGGUGGGAGUACCACCAAUAAUGGAUUUCACGCAGCCUACAAUGAUAAUCAAGUUGUACAGCACGUAGUCGAGGAAUACAAAUCUGACUUUGAUCUAUUUGGCUACCAGUACAGUACCAACACUGCCCCAGGAGUGGGAUGA
Messenger RNA from Cylindrotheca closterium, 1455 nucleotides. The record is from the annotation of a GenBank genome assembly. Lineage: Eukaryota; Bacillariophyta; Bacillariophyceae; Bacillariales; Bacillariaceae.